AUGGUGGGUGAAGAGGACACACGCAAUGCGGCCGAGCGCCUGCGGAAGCUGCUGCGCGCCGCCCAGUACCCGCAGCUGAACGCGCUGCGUCUCGAAGCUGGAGAUGUGUCGGACCUACUACGCGUGCUUCACUUCGUAUUGCUGGACUCCUCGCGUGCCGUGGCGCAGUUCCUGGUGAACAAAGGUUACGAUCUGUAUGGGAAGACGGACGCGCGCUUCGUGGAAAGUGCCUUCCGUCUGCUGCGCAACGAGUUUCGUUACUUCCCGUCGCUGAGCGUAACUCAGUUCUUAUCCAAGCAGUUUGUAGCCCGUAGAAUCGCGAUCGUGGCAGACUCUGCGGCAGCUGUGGCGCAAAAGCGCCAGGAACUGCAGAGGCUGAAGCGGAGGGAGGGAGCUAUAUGGUCGCCGCCUAAGGAGAGGGGCAGAAAGCGAGAGAUUAAGCCUACCGUGGAGAACCAUGUGUUUCCCGCCAACCAUGCAGCCAAUAUCCUCCAACACCUGAAUCCGUGCAGCUGCUUACAAGAUUCCGAUAGGUUAGCGACGGCAAUCGCUAACCUCAGUCUCCAACUCAAUGAAAUGUCAAAUGCACUCAUGUGCAAGAUUACAAGCGUGGAAAGUCGUCUUGGUUUGACCCAUUCACGGACGAUGGAUGUCGAUGCUCCUUGCGCAUGGCCUCCACAGCCUUCCGUCUUCGAGCGGUAUUAG
Molecule: messenger RNA, 705 nt
Organism: Phytophthora infestans T30-4
Lineage: Eukaryota; Oomycota; Peronosporomycetes; Peronosporales; Peronosporaceae
Exons: 3
Coding region: 1-705 (234 amino acids)
Cellular component (GO): centrosome; spindle pole
Source: RefSeq, a predicted model, not a curated record